UCUACUUUAUUUAUUUCUUUUUGUUUUGAUUAAAACGUUGCAGUCUCUGAUUUACUGUAUUUUUCAACAAAAGUUAUAAAAUGUUAAAACAACAUGUUUUAGUGGAGUUAAAACAAUUCAUACAAUCUGUAACGAACCAUAAUGGCAAUCCUAAGAAGCUCACAAACAGUUCUUUGCUUCGCAGUAGUUUUCGCCUGCUUGAGGACCUGCCGGCUGCACGCGAGAUUAUCUUAGAAUAUUUCUCGAUAGUAGCUGAAGUAGCCGUACAGAAUUAUUUGGCUAAUGCAAAUGUAGACUACACCACAGGACUGCCAAUUAGGCAGGGCAAACAAGGUGCGGGCCCCAGUUCGAGUAACAAUGCCACAACACAGCCAACGGUCAUCGAGGAUAGUAACUGGGCAGCAGUACAAGAAGCACUAGAAAAUUUAGUAGUUAAAGGUCCGUCAGCUUGGGGUCCAGUAAUCGCUGCGUGGAGUCUUGACCUCGUCGGAAAGUUAUCAGACAGAUAUACCAAACGAAAGAUGUCAAUCGUAGCAGCAUGUAAUUAUUGGCUUAAUUGUGGUGCAAUGCGCGGUUUACUUACCUUGAUUAGCUUGAGUUUCCGCAAACUUACCAAUACGGAGAAAGAAGCUUGCGUGGAAACAUUAUUGGCUGCUUUUCAACGUUAUUCACUUAGUUUUGACUGGGUGGUAGCGCGUCUAGGCGGUUGCUUUCCAUUAAGUAUUAUAUCACAGAUUUUGCAAUGCAGUCUCAAACGUUUUGCGGAAGAUUACCGUUGUGGCUUCGAUUCCGAGUUGGGUAUUUUGGAUUAUUUAUCAUUUGCGCAUGAACAAGAGCUGAAACAAGCAUUGACUGAGCUGCUGAAAGAUGGUUUUAAUCCAAAGAAAAGUUUAGAUGCGUGUAUUAUACCAUUUUUAUUGGUGAUGGCCACAUAUGCCGAUGCAUUGCUGCAAAAUCUGGUGAUUGUGUUUCUCGAAAUGUAUAAUGAUGAACUACGUAAUACUAUAAUACAAAAGACACCUCUCUGGAUGAGCAACAAGGUGUUUGCAGAAAUGCAGCCAUCGCUUAACAGUCUGACGUUACGUUUAAAAACGAAUGGUGCACAUGUACUUAUCGCCGUGUCACAAAUGGCUGAGCAGUACACUUGGUGUCAGGAUUUUCUGGAAUAUAAUCUACAGGACUUGGAGCAAGUAGUGCUAAAUGCCACAGUUUGUCCACUAAUGAAUGACCUGGCGACUGAAGACUCGAAAUAUUUGCUGUGGAAGAAUUGUCUAAGCGCCAAUAUCUUUCAACAACAAACUGCAGUGCGUCUCUUGCUGAUUGUGUCCACACAACAUUCACAUAUUUACUAUCAGACGAUAUCGGAGCUACUACGCAAGUCAUAUGUGACUAAUCCCAACGGUUUGGGUGCCGUAAUACGUGUAAUAGGUGGUCAAAGUGGUGUGGUGGAAUUCCCGUGCAUUAAACCAGGCCUACAAAUGGUGCUGGAAGAUGUGUUGCUGCAGGAGCAAUUCAAACACACACGUUUAAUAAACAGUGAUCAGUCCGAGGCGCUCAACACGUUCAAAAAUCUUAACACGCUAACAAAAAUGCAAAAGAAGAAUUCAUUCCAAUAUAUGAAGCAGAAUCUAUUAUCAAAUGUGCUCAACGAUUGCCUGCCGAAAAUUCUACAAAUACUUGAAGUCACACUAGCCAAAGUGGUGCUACGUAUGAAUAAAUUAGCCGAAGCUAAUAGCGCAGAAAAAUAUAAAGCAGCGAAAAAUAACAAAAAUAAUGGCGGCAACGAAAUUAGUUGUGAAAACAAAAAACUCAAAUUUGGUGCAGCGGAUGCUGAAGUGGAAGCAAUGGAUGUGGAAAACACAGAUGAGGACUCAAAAAUCAUAGUAGGUAUACCGUUAAAUGAUUCCGACGAUAGCGAAGAAGAAGAAAAGGAUGCCAAUCGACGAACUUUAGCGCACACCAUCAUUGACUUACUCAACACAAUUGAAGUUGGCUUGAAAGGCACGGUGCUGCGGUCCACUGAGAUAUUAAAGCUUUCCAUUUUAAGCGUGAAAUAUUUCUUCUUAGCGCUCACCGAAAAAAGUCCCAUAUCCCGCUCGGCUGCAGUUAAUCGUGCCUACUUGCUGCUAGCGCGUCAAUGUGUUGCGCGUAAAGCGGCGCGCACUGCUUGCAUACGCGAGUUAGUGGAGGGUGCACUCUUCUAUUAUGGCUAUCUAUUUGGACAGUAUGAAGAACCCGAAGUGGAUCAGCUUGAAAUACCCGAACAUGAAAUGGUGUUGCUACAAAAUCAACGACAUAGCUUAGGGCCAAAUGCCAAUCGCACCGUGCUGCAUGCAGGUGUAAUUGGACGUGGUUUGCGUCCGGAUUUCUCAACAAAAGAGCUCAAAUGCUGUCCCGCAGAAAUGCAAACAUUGUUGCUCAAAGCGCUCGAUGCUUGCUGCACGGUGGCAGAUAAGCAAAAUUCCGUAGAGGGCUACUCAAUGAUAUCGCUAUUGCUCGUCGAAAUGGUCUCGACGGAUGUCAUGUACAAUGGACUGCCAUUUCCGGAUGAAGAGUUCACUAAGGUGACUAUGGAACGUGAUUUGAUGAUAAGACGCGCCUUUAGCACAUCACCUGUGCUGUGGGCGUUGCUAGGGUUUAUAGCGGCACAUAGACCGGCGCUGUGCUUCUCAUCGGUGCUCUUGCGUGCCAUGUGUGCCACCUGUUUGCAUCAGUGGCGCGCGAAGAAUGUUAACAAAUUCCAGUCAUUCGAUCCCAACGAUGAACUUAUGCGCUGCACGCAAAAACUGCUGCAGUUACUCGCAAUGGGUCAAUUACUGCCGCCGCCGCUCGCCAAUCUGCACGUAAUCAUUGAACACUUUGAGCCGCCAGAGAUUGCGCUGCUGCUGAAGGAGUGCAUUUGGAAUUACUUAAAGGAUCACGUGCCCUCACCGGCGCUCUUUCAUGUCGACAGCAACGAGCUGCAUUGGCGUAAUCCAUACAUGUCCAAAAUUCCGCCACAAUAUGUCGAUACGCUGCGCAAUUUAAUGCAGAAAAAGCUGACGAAAUUGGGUCAACAUUACUAUCAAAUGUUCAUUAUGCCGGAGUUGAAUGAGGCGCAUGUCGCGCAAGUUGGACCCGUCGAUUUAAUGGCCAAUAAGCCGGAGUUAUAAACUAUUCACAUUUAUAAGCAUAGCAUAGUUAAUAAAAUAAGCAACAAGCAACUUUUCAUUUACAACAAA
This is a messenger RNA of Zeugodacus cucurbitae (melon fly), 3221 nucleotides long. RefSeq names its product integrator complex subunit 5 (gene omd). Bases 81 to 3152 code for a protein of 1023 amino acids. Gene Ontology annotation, cellular component: integrator complex. The record is from RefSeq and is a predicted model, not a curated record. Gene Ontology annotation, biological process: snRNA 3'-end processing. The transcript is spliced from 9 exons. Lineage: Eukaryota; Metazoa; Arthropoda; Insecta; Diptera; Tephritidae.